CCCCACGGUGCGGCUCCGGCUGCUGGAGGGAGACUAGAGGCACCUCCCCAGAGCGGAGAAACCAGUUUGGCCGGUCUCACCGAGCGGAGGGAAAAGGGCGGCCGCAGAGGAAGGGCGCACGGACGCGAGGCGGGGGAGGGCGGGGAGCCAUUGGCGAGCCGCGAGAGCCGGAGCAGCAGCCACCAACUGGACACGCUUCCCGGGGCCCCCGGCCAGCCCCCCUGCGACAUGAAGCGCUAGCGCGGCGGCCAGGGCUGGGCCGGGAGGGCGGCGGCGGCGGCGACCAGGUGUGCAGCGAGCGCUCGGAGCCGCGCGCACCCGGCGGAUGCCCCAGCCGGGGCCCAGCGAGCGCCAGGUAGUUCCAAUUUGCCAGCAGAAUGAGCACAGAAAGAGACUCAGAGACAACAUUCGAGGAGGACUCUCAGCCUAAUGAUGAAGUGGUUCCCUACAGCGAUGAUGAGACAGAAGAUGAGCUCGAUGACCAGGAGUCCACUGUGGAACCAGAACAGAGUCGAGUCAGCAGGGAAGCAGAGGAGAACCGGGAUACCAUCAGAAAAGAGUGUACAUGGCAAGUCAAGGCAAAUGAUCGAAAGUACCAUGAACAACCUCAUUUUAUGAACACAAAGUUCUUCUGUAUUAAGGAGAGCAAAUAUGCGAAUAAUGCAAUUAAAACAUAUAAGUACAACGCUUUUACCUUUCUACCAAUGAAUUUGUUUGAGCAGUUUAAGAGAGCAGCCAAUUUGUAUUUCCUGGGCCUUCUUAUCUUGCAGGCAAUUCCUCAAAUCUCCACCCUUGCAUGGUACACUACACUUGUGCCCCUGCUUCUGGUGCUGGGCGUCACUGCAAUCAAAGACCUGGUGGACGAUGUGGCUCGCCAUAAAAUGGAUAAGGAAAUCAACAAUAGGACGUGUGAAGUGAUUAAGGAUGGCAGGUUUAAAGUUGCCAAAUGGAAAGACAUUCAAGUUGGAGAUGUCAUUCGUCUAAAAAAAAAUGAUUCUAUUCCAGCUGACAUUCUGUUGCUGUCCAGCUCUGAGCCUAACAGCCUGUGCUACGUGGAAACGGCAGAACUAGAUGGAGAAACCAAUUUAAAGUUCAAAAUGUCACUUGAAAUCACAGACCAGUAUCUCCAAACAGAAGAUACAUUGGCAAAAUUUGAUGGUUUUAUUGCAUGUGAAGAACCCAAUAACCGAUUAGAUAAGUUUACGGGAACACUAUUUUGGAGAAACAGAAGUUUUCCUUUGGACGCUGAUAAAAUUCUGUUACGUGGCUGUGUACUGAGGAACACCGAUGUCUGCCAUGGAGUGGUUAUUUUUGCAGGUGCUGACACUAAAAUAAUGAAGAAUAGUGGGAAAACCAGAUUUAAAAGAACAAAAAUCGAUUACUUGAUGAACUACAUGGUUUACACGAUCUUUGUUGUUCUUACUCUGGUUUCUGCUGGUCUCGCCAUUGGUCAUGCUUACUGGGAAGCACAAGUGGGCAAUUACUCUUGGUACCUCUACGAUGGACAGGAUGGUACACCCUCCUACCGUGGAUUCCUCAACUUCUGGGGCUACAUCAUUGUCCUCAACACCAUGGUGCCCAUCUCCCUGUAUGUCAGCGUGGAAGUGAUUCGUCUCGGACAGAGUCACUUCAUAAACUGGGACCUGCAGAUGUACUAUUCUGAGAAGGACACACCUGCGAAGGCUCGAACCACCACGCUGAAUGAGCAGCUGGGGCAGAUCCAUUACAUCUUUUCCGACAAGACGGGGACACUCACACAAAACAUCAUGACCUUUAAAAAGUGCUGCAUCAACGGGCAGAUUUACGGAGACCAUCGGGAUGCUUCUCAACACAAUCAUAGCAAAAUAGAGGAAGUGGAUUUUAGCUGGAACAUAUUUGCUGAUGGGAAGUUCGCAUUUUAUGACCAUUACCUUAUUGAGCAGAUCCAGUCGGGGAAGGAGCAAGACGUGCGGCAGUUCUUCUUCCUGCUCGCCGUCUGCCACACGGUCAUGGUGGACAGAAACAAUGGUCAGCUCAACUACCAGGCAGCCUCCCCUGAUGAAGGCGCCCUGGUGAACGCCGCCAGGAACUUCGGCUUUGUCUUCCUCAACCGGACCCAGAACACCAUCACCGUCAGUGAGCUGGGGACCGAGCGGACCUACAGCGUUCUCGCCAUUUUGGACUUCAACAGUGACCGGAAGCGAAUGUCUAUCAUUAUAAGAACCCCAGAAGGCAACAUCAGGCUUUAUUGUAAAGGAGCGGACACUGUGAUUUAUGAACGGUUACAUCGAGAGAAUCCUUCAAAGCAAGAAACUCAGGAUGCCUUGGAUAUCUUUGCAAGUGAAACUCUUAGAACCCUGUGCCUUUGCUACAAGGAAAUUGAAGAAAGGGAAUUUGCCGAAUGGAACAAGAAGUUUAUGGCUGCCAGUGUGGCCUCAAACAACCGGGACGAAGCCCUGGAUAAAGUAUACGAGGAGAUUGAAAAAGACUUAAUUCUAUUAGGAGCUACAGCUAUUGAAGACAAGCUACAAGAUGGAGUCCCAGAAACCAUUUCAAAACUUGCAAAAGCUGACAUUAAGAUCUGGGUGCUUACUGGAGACAAAAAAGAAACUGCCGAAAAUAUAGGAUUUGCCUGUGAACUUCUGACUGAAGACACCACCAUCUGCUACGGGGAGGAUAUAAAUUCUCUUAUUCAUACAAGAAUGGAAAACCAGAGGAAUAGAGGUGGAGUCUAUGCAAAAUUUGCACCCCCUGUGCAUGAACCUUUUUUCCCUACCGGUGGAAACCGUGCCUUAAUCAUCACUGGUUCUUGGUUGAAUGAAAUUCUUCUAGAGAAAAAGACCAAGAGAAGUAAGAUUCUGAAGCUGAAGUUCCCCAGGACAGAAGAGGAAAGACGAAUGCGGACCCAGAGUAAAAGGCGGCUGGAAGUUAAGAAAGAGCAGCGGCAGAAGAACUUUGUGGACCUGGCUUGCGAGUGCAGCGCCGUCAUCUGCUGCCGCGUCACCCCCAAGCAGAAGGCCAUGGUGGUGGACCUGGUAAAGAGAUACAAGAAGGCCAUCACGCUGGCCAUUGGAGAUGGUGCCAACGACGUGAACAUGAUCAAAACUGCGCACAUUGGUGUUGGAAUAAGUGGACAAGAAGGAAUGCAAGCUGUCAUGUCCAGCGACUACUCCUUUGCUCAGUUCAGGUAUCUGCAGAGGCUCCUGCUGGUGCAUGGCCGCUGGUCUUACAUUAGGAUGUGCAAAUUCCUACGCUACUUCUUCUACAAAAACUUUGCAUUCACUUUAGUUCAUUUCUGGUACUCCUUCUUCAACGGCUACUCUGCACAGACCGCGUACGAGGACUGGUUCAUCACCCUCUACAACGUGCUCUACUCCAGCCUGCCUGUGCUACUCAUGGGGCUGCUCGACCAGGAUGUGAGUGACAAACUGAGCCUCCGAUUCCCAGGGUUGUACGUGGUGGGACAAAAAGACUUACUCUUCAACUAUAGGAGAUUCUUCGUAAGCUUGCUGCAUGGCAUCUUGACGUCAAUGGUCCUCUUCUUCAUUCCUCUUGGAGCUUAUCUGCAAACCGUGGGGCAGGACGGAGAGGCACCUUCUGACUACCAGUCUUUUGCAGUCACCAUUGCCUCUGCUCUUGUAAUAACAGUCAAUUUCCAGGACCACCAUGAUUUCACUCCCUGUGUUUUUACAGGUACGGCUUCAAAUGCCCUGAGGCAGCCAUACAUUUGGCUGACGAUCAUUCUGACCGUGGCGGUGUGCUUACUGCCCGUCGUUGCCAUACGGUUCUUGUCAAUGACCAUCUGGCCGUCAGAAAGUGAUAAGAUCCAGAAGCAUCGCAAGCGGCUGAAGGCGGAGGAGCAGUGGAAGCGGCGGCAGAACGUGUUCCGCCGGGGCGUGUCGUCGCGCCGCUCGGCCUACGCCUUCUCGCACCAGCGGGGCUACGCCGACCUCAUCUCCUCCGGGCGCAGCAUCCGCAAGAAGCGCUCGCCCCUCGAUGCCAUCGUGGCCGAGGGCACAGCCGAGUACAGGCGGACAGUGGAGAGCUGAUGGGGCGCCCCCCGCCCUGCAAAGGAGAUGGCUAUUUUUUAAUGAAAAGACUCAGGACUUUUUGUUGUUCAUUGAAUUUGUAGCAAAGAUGUUAAAGGCAAUAACCUUUAUAACAAGCUGCUUGGGCUGGUCUAUUAAUCAAUAGCAAAGAAAGGAUACUUUUUAAAAAGUUCUAUUACGCAGGCGGGGCGCAGUGGCUCAC
This is a messenger RNA of Otolemur garnettii (small-eared galago), 4230 nucleotides long. It is a transcript of the gene ATP8B1, whose product is annotated as ATPase phospholipid transporting 8B1. Gene Ontology annotation, molecular function: ATPase-coupled intramembrane lipid carrier activity; magnesium ion binding; ATP binding. The transcript is spliced from 27 exons. Gene Ontology annotation, cellular component: plasma membrane. The coding region runs from base 378 to 4028 and encodes 1216 amino acids. The record is from RefSeq and is a predicted model, not a curated record. NCBI's taxonomy places the organism in Eukaryota, Metazoa, Chordata, Mammalia, Primates, Galagidae. Gene Ontology annotation, biological process: Golgi organization; phospholipid translocation.